GCGCGACGAAGCCGAGCGGAAGUUAGCAGAUGGCGCCUGUAGCGAGGAAGAGAGAAGCGCCGGGCGCCGAGAAAGAUGCUGGGGAGGAGAAGAAGUCGCAGGUUCGCCCCGGUCGGAAACGGCAGUGGAGGAAAGACCCGCGUCUGGUGCGAGGGAGCGUCCGGGAGGGUAAGGGCAGCCAGGAAGGAGCUGAAGGCGGGAGGAGGGGGGCGGUCGUUCCUCCUAUACUGGCCCCCUUCCAUUGCCUUUAAACUUUAAUUUAUAAACACUGGGCGAUAACCAGCUAAGUCGUACUCUGAAUAGACCCAUUGGAAUCAAUGGUGCACGUUGAAUUAUUAUUACUAUUAUUUCUACCUCGCCCAUCUGGCUGGGUUUCCCCAGCCACUCUGGGCGGCUGCCAACAGAAUAUUAAAAACACAAUAAAACCUCAAAUAUUAAAAACGUCCCUAAACAGGGCUGCCUUCAGAUGUCUUCUAAAAGUCAGAAGAAUGUGGCUAAGUUUGGGUACCCAUUUCGGUCAGGGUUUAGGCCCGGCUUUGGCGCAGAAGCUGCUUUGGUUGCCAUGCAUUUGGUUGUCACUAGAGGCAGGAAAAUGCGUCCUUGUUCAUUCUCCUCGACCUCCCUUGGCAGCUUCCGACAUCAUUGACUGUGGUAUCAUUCUGGCUGUCUUGAGUUAGGGGUGUGUGGUACUUCUGGAUCCACUGCUGUCGCCUGAGAUUCAAGUGGCUUCGGAGGCGCAGAGUGCCUUCUUUCAGCUUCUGCUGGUGGCCCAUCCUGGACAAGGAGAGCCUCACUACUGCUGUCUAUGCUCUGGUAUCCUCUAGCUUAGACUCUUGCAACACGUUCUACAUAGGGCUUCCACUGAAGACAGUUCAGAAACUUCCACUGGUGCAAAGUUUGGCAUCCGGGUGGCUUACUGGCGCUAGACAGUUUAAACAUAUUACAACCGUUCCUGGCCUGACUUCCCUGGCUGCAGAUUUGUUUGUGGGCCCAAUUCAAAGUGCUGGUCUUGACCUAUAAAUCCUUAAACUGCCCAGGGCUGUAAUUAUCUCAAGCACUGCCUUUCCCCAUAUGACCCGGUCCAGACCCUGCAAACAUCUUUGUGUGCCUUCUCCACAAGAGGUCUGGAAGGUCCCAGUACCAACUGGGUCUUUUCUGCAGUGGCUCUCCAUUUGUGGAGUGCUGUCCCGGGGAGCCUCACUUGGUGUGUUCAUUACGUAUCUUUAGGUGCCAGGCAAAAACAUUUUUUUUAUAACCAGGCCUUGGGCUAAUUAAUGUUCUGUCGCCUUUAAAAUGGGUUUGUGUGAACCACCCUGCAAUCUUUGGAUAAAGGAUGGUAUACAAAUUUAAUAAAUAAUAAUAAGAUUAACCACAAAAUGUAACAUCCUGGCAAAACAUUUUAUUUAAAUAUUGUUCACUUAGAAGUGAGCUUUGCGGGGCUCGUAGCUUAGGCUGCAGUCCUAACCCUACUCACCUUGGAGUUCAGUUGGACUUGCUUCUGGGUAGACACAGUUAGGACCUCAGGCUUAGUAAGGGCUGCUAAGUAUAAAGUUUGACCUUACCUACCUGUACAACAAGGUCUUCCAUCAGUUUGCAGAGGAAGAGACAGUGAUCACAUUCACACAUCACAGGAACCCAGCUAUGACUUAGUAAGACCAUGUGAAAGCAAGGGCUCCCAGAGAGGAGUUUGCAGAAAGGGUGGAGAGCAAGGUUAAGUUCUUUUACAUGAGCAAGUCAGCUUGCUCAACAUUCGAGUUGACGCUAUUAACUACAGUUCUUCAAGAGAAGAUGGAGCAUUAUUUCAAAGAUCAUCUGGAAGAAACAUUAGUAAAAGAGAGUGCUAUGUUAUAACAUUUGUAGUUUUAAGCACACUUUUUUCUUAUGCCACAUCUUUUUCUGGUGUGUAUAGGUCAGGGUUUUGCCUUUUGGAGAAAGCAAAAGAUCCAACGUGACUACAAGAAAUUGCUUAAAAAGGAAAGCAAUGCCAAUUCUCAGAAGAACAUUGGGUACAAAGAAGAUUACCCAGAACACCUGAAGCAUCUUUACUUAGCUGAAGAGGAAAUGCUUAAGAAACAACGGAAGCCUAGGACUGUUCGCCCUUCUGUACCAAAAGAAGAGGAAAUUGCAACCACAAAGUAAGAAACCUUUUGGGAACUGCUUUUAUCCUAUAAUUCCUUUUUAAAGGUGAGCCUAGGUUAUUCUUCUAGCAGGUGUUUUCACAGCAUUUUAGUUCCGUUCAGUGUAAUCUUUCAUUUUCCAAGCUUAGUUCAGUGAAAAAGGUAGCAACUAGCAGUAACAGCAUAUAAAAUAGUUCAACUAUUUUAGGAUUUGGGCCAAAUUAUAGUAAAUUGUCCUAAGGGAUGGGAGUGGCGCUGUGGGUUAAACCACUGUGCCACUUGGGCUUGCCGAUCAAAAGGUCGGCAGUUCGAAUCCCCACGACGGGGUGAGCUCCCGUUGUUUGGUCCCAGCUCCUGCCAACCUAGCAGUUCAAAAGCACAAAGUGCAAGUAGAUAAAUUCCUACCUCCGGCAGGAAGGUAAACGGCGUUUCCGUGCGCUGCUCUGGUUCCCCCAGAAGCGGCUUAGUCAUGCUGGCCACAUGUCUGUGGAAAAACUAUCUGCAUAAGUGGACAAACACCGGCUCCCUCAGCCUGUAAAGUGAGAUGAGUGCCACAACCCCAGAGUCCCUGACCACGUUUGCUGAGGUUGAUAGGAACUGUAAGGCACCACAUUGGCUAUAUAGAAUAAAUUUGGGGAAUAAAGUUACAGUACAUAUAAGGAAGUUAUAUAAUUACAUAUGCAUUUUUCUUAAUAGUUGCAAACCACUUUUCAAACAUAAUAAAUCUCAAGCAGCUCAAAAUCGUUAAAUCAGAUUUAUAGGUAGAUGAUAAUUGCUCUGAACAUGAUAGAUGCAGAAUAGCAGACAAUGCUGCCUAUCUGAAAGGUGGUGUUGGCAAAAGCAGUUCUGUAGGUCAGAUGAGCAAUAGACUCCUUUCCAAAUGGUAUUGAGAGGACCAUUGAAAGCACUGAAUCAGAAUUGAAAACUUUGCACGAAUAGUAUAAUUGCAUUAAUCGAAAAUCAAUACUUUUACUCACUGGUUUGUUUGUCUAAUGCAGGUGCAACAUGGUUCAUCGAAAAUUUAAAACGAAAACCUCAAACCAGAAAGCAAAAGAAGAAUAUGAGAAAAUAAAAGCCGAACGAGAGAAGAAAAAAGAGGUAAGUCUUAAAGUCUUAAGUUUCUCACAGAAAGUUAGCACUUUAGAGAGUGGGAAGAGGUGAGAGUUAAUCAACAGGGGUUUUGUUUUAUUCCCUGGCACUGAAGUUGAUGCAGGCAACUUCUUUUGUCUUAUAGCUCAUAAUAAUUUUAUGUAACUCACUCUAGUGGAAAAGGGGUCCACCAGCCUGGUUUUUUUCAUAAUAAGAAUUUAUUAGUUUUCAAUUACAGUCCAAUAAUAGCUUCAUUAUAACAAUAACAAUUUAUAAAACAAUUAUUAAUACCAGUCUUUCAAAUACCGAAUUAUAUAAUUUAGUUAAAGUGACCCCCUGCAUGCUUUAUUUGAUGGUUUCAUGAUUUUCUUUAUUUCUGCAUUCCAAAAUCUUACUAGUUUCAGUUACAUUCCGGUCAUACUCAUAAUCCCUUAUACAACAGCUGCAAUAUUAAUAGCUUCUGUUUGUGUUGAAACAUUAAAUGAUUUAUAAAACUAAAUAAGGAACUCGAUCUAUAUCCUUGUUCUUCCUGUGGCAAUUAUUCUGUCCAUGGUGUUUCUUCCUGUCCUUGUAAGAUGUUCUGUCUUCCCCCCUCCCCCCCGAUUGUUGCUCUCAUCAGUCAUGCCCAAGAGAUCCACCGGUCUGAUGUCUUCUCAAACAGGUGCACUGUAGUCCUAACCACAAAGAACAAUGCAAUAACAUAAGCAAAUGUGCUUUCCCCCCUGUUUCAGAAAGACAAUAGAAAGACAGCAUUGCACUUUAUCAUUAGAUAGGUAACUGUGUUGAUGACUUAUUUUUCACACUAAAAACAUUGGAACAAAUGAAGGAGGUAUCAUGGACAAAUAUUUUUAGAUAUCACCAUUUAUUUUCCUAGCAUAUAUACCUGUAAAAAGAUAUUUGCAACAUGCAUUUAUAUAUAUAUAUAUAUAUAUAUAUAAAACAAUUUCUAAAAAAGUAUGAAAGUCAUACUUCUUUUAAUUACUUGGGUAUUUUUUAUUAUUUCAGGCAGCCAUAAAAAGAAGAGAAGAAAUAGAAAAAGCUCAAAAGCUCUACAAACAGAAGAAAAUGGAAGCUUAUAAAAUUUUAAGUAAAAAGACAAGAAAAGGACAGCCAAAUCUAAACUUACAAAUGGAGUACCUCCUUCAGAAAAUACAGAAAAACCCAUAAACACUUGGUUUUUUUAUUACAGGUGCAAACAAAAAUGAGCCUUUAAGGUUAUAAAACUUGUUAUCCCUCCUCAGUAUUGGAAAACCUGAUAUUAGAGAAAUGGCUCUUGGGAAAGUGUACAAAAUUAUGAUGAAAGUAUUUUGAGGGUACCAGAAUAAAAUCUGUUUUCAAACUAUCUGAACUUGCAAAUCUGGGUAUCAUAUUUUUCUACUAGUAUUUUAAAAUAAAUACAUGUAUCUGCAUUAGACCAGCAGUGGUCUAAUAUUAGCUAAAAUCUCUGAAUUCUUGUGGUCUUGGUUUUUUCCCCAUCCAGCUGUUACUUCACUUGUGUUCUUAGAAUGGACAUCACACUGUUUACCACAUCAAACACGAGACUAUUCCUGAUUCAAUCUCACUUGGUAUAUAAUUGUUGGAAGUGUGAUUAAUGGACGGAGGCUACUGAUAUUUUAUUACAUUAAUGAAUAGCUGCACUGCCGUCAAGCACUAACUCAUAACGAAAAGCCUGGUUGACACGAGUUUUAUUGGGAAGCAAAGCAAUAUGUAUUGAUUUUAAGAUAAUGAAAAGUGGUUCUGUCAAUAGCAGAAUCAAAGAAGAUAGGUAAAUAAGCAGAGUCAAUCCAUGGAAUUAUUUUUCUUUUGCUGUAUGAUGCUCUUUCACAAAUGUAACAUCUUAAUCCUGUGUAUCCUCCUUCCAAGUCCGUCGUAGGCCCUGCAACGCUUUGGUUGUGCAAUGAUAGAUGACACAUAUGGAGAUACAGGUCUCUAAUGCCAGGUUUGAUCACUGAAGCUCACUGUUGUCAAUGCAAUAAAAAGCAAUAUGAAGCAGCUCUUAUACUGGGGAGAUUAAAAUACUUUUAGAAAAAAUGAAAA
Podarcis lilfordi (Lilford's wall lizard) is the source of this 5243-nucleotide messenger RNA. Lineage: Eukaryota; Metazoa; Chordata; Lepidosauria; Squamata; Lacertidae. The record is from the annotation of a GenBank genome assembly.